AUGCUGGCGCUGCGAGCUGCUAUGUUACAGCUAUCAAUAGAGCUUAGGCGGAACUACAAUAGAGGUAGCUUGGAGCUCUAUGAAAAGGCGGAUGUAGUCAAUUGGAUCUUGAACAGAGAACUGGGGUUCCUUAUCAAAAGUUUGUAUUUGGAUGUCGAAGGAGGUGUGACAGGGCCACGCAAAGUUCGCAGGAGACACAAGGUUGCGGUGACAUUGAUGCCCUUGGAAGAGAUCCGACAACGUCUGGAACUCAUUCAACAGGAUAUCCUGGAUACCCUCGACGUUAACUCUUACAAGAAAUGCGACUAUGUUCUAUGCGGCUCUGUUCGAACCGGCGGGUUCCGCCUUCAUCUGUUGAAUCUCAAGUUGAAGGAACUCCAGUCGGUCACAUACAGGCGACUCCCACAAGACAUCUUGCCCUCUCGAAUCACCUUCACUGUCGGCAGCGCAAACUACUACCUGGCCAAAGUCUUAAACUUUGUCAAGACCUAA
This is a messenger RNA of Gamsiella multidivaricata, 492 nucleotides long. RefSeq lists its product as uncharacterized. The transcript has 2 exons. The record is from RefSeq and is a predicted model, not a curated record. Bases 1 to 492 code for a protein of 163 amino acids. NCBI's taxonomy places the organism in Eukaryota, Fungi, Mortierellomycota, Mortierellomycetes, Mortierellales, Mortierellaceae.